Molecule: messenger RNA, 2508 nt
Organism: Oryza sativa Japonica Group (Japanese rice)
Lineage: Eukaryota; Viridiplantae; Streptophyta; Magnoliopsida; Poales; Poaceae
Product: factor of DNA methylation 1
Biological process (GO): gene silencing by siRNA-directed DNA methylation
Source: RefSeq, a predicted model, not a curated record
UCUAGUGGUAGUGGGCACUGGGCAGCAGCUUGAUUUGAUUGCUUCAUUUAUCAAGUUGGGUGCUUCUACAUCUUCCCCUUCAUCUCUCUUCCGCCUCAUCUUGUUCACAGUGCCUGCUUGCCUUCCUCCUCCUCCCUAGGGCUUCCUACCUAGCUAGCUAGCGAUGCCAAGAAGAGACCAUCGCGAAGAAUAAUCUCCCACGCAAGAACAAGAACCACCACCACCUCGCUCCCUCCCCUCCUCCUCCUCCUGCUCCAGGGUUGUUGAUUUGCCCUGCUGUUCUCUGAUGGAGCAUACCUCUGAUGAGGAUCCUGAGCUUGAAGCUUAUGGCAGUGACACUUAUGCGCUUUUGGAAGCAGGAGAUAUAAAAGUGAUGAACGAUAAGAAUAUGUACCAGUGUCCCUUUUGUUCAGAUGAAAAGAAUGACUACAAUGCACAUGGUUUACUGCAGCAUGCCUUGGCUGUAGGAUCUGCGGAUGAUCGGCCAGCGAAAGAGAAGGCUAACCAUCGAGCCCUUGCAUUGCAUUUGAAAGAUGAUACCGCGGAAUCGUCUAGGCCACUGUCACAGCCUCCUCAACAUAGCAAGAACGAUCUGUUUGUUUGGCCCUGGAUGGGUAUCAUAGUCAAUAUGCCUGCUGAGUAUGUUGGAAAAAGUGCAAACCGGCUGAAGGAGCAUUUCUCGUGUUAUCAUCCAUCGAAGGUGUAUUCUGUAUACAGUAAAGGUAGACCUUCGGGCAACGCUAUUAUUGAGUUUGGGAAGGACUGGAGUAGUUUUAGGAAUGCAUUGCAAUUUGAAAGUGAAUUUGAGAAGAAGGGGUGUGGUAAAAAGGCUUGGCUGGAUUCAGGGCGUGGAGGGCCAGAGCCUUUUGGAUGGAUCGCAAGGGCUGAUGAUUACAAUUCCUCGGGGCCAAUUGGUGAGCAUCUGAAAAGAAAUGGUGACCUGAAAACAGUGAGUGAUGUUGAGAAUGAAGGAACAGUUAAAACUGACAAGCUUAUGGCCAGUUUAGCUUGUCAAGUUAAAGAGAAGGAAAUACACUUGGAGAAACUUCAGAGUGUGUAUGAUGAGAGAUAUCUGUCGCUUGGCAAAAUGAUGGAGAGCAGGGAAAAUAUGCUCAAGUCAUGCAAUACAGAAAUCCAGAAGAUGCAACAACUUGCUUAUGAACAAGCACAAAGGACAGUUGAUGAGAACCAGAAGCUACGUCUGAAUCUCCAAUCUAUGAUGCAUGAGCUUGAUGCAAAUUGCAAAAGACUUGAAGAGUUGACUGCACAGGCUGAUUCUGACAAAAGAAACCUUGAGGUGCUGAUGCAAAAGAAUGCAAAGAAAGCUGAUCAUCUUAGGCUGGCAGAAUUGGAGCAGCAGAAAGCUGAUGGCAAUGUGCUGAGGCUUGUGGAAGAACACAAUAGGGAGAAAGAAGCUACUUUGAACAGUAAUAUGAGGUUGCAUGAACAAUUGGACAGGAAGCAGAAACUUGAAUUAGAAAUAGCCCAUCUGAAAGGCAAAUUGCAAGUGACAAAGCACACGCAAGGCACUGAAGAUUCAGAUUUAGAGAAAACGAUAGAGGCGCUGACAAAUGAGCUGGAAGAAAAGAUUGAAGAUAUGAAUUAUAUGGACAACAUGAACCAGACUCUAAUUCUGAAGGAAAAAAGGAGCAAGGAUGAGCUGCAGGAAGCUCGAAAAUUGGUGAUAGAUUCUCUACAGAGAUUGCCUUCUGACAUAAGGAGCCAAGCACAGAUAGGCAUCAAGAGGAUUGGUGAGCUUGACUUGAAAGUAUUUUCGGAUGCCUGCAGGCGAAGAUUUUCAGAAGAUUUUGCAGAAGUUGAAAGUUCUGUUCUUUGUUCGAAGUGGCAAAAUGAAAUCAAAGAUCCGGAAUGGCAUCCUUUUAAGUCUGUUUGGGUCAAUGGAAAAGAGUCGAAAGUAAUCAGGGAGGAUGACGAGAAGCUCCAACAACUGAAAGAGGAGUACGGUCAAGAAGUCUAUGAUGCGGUGACAAAUGCUCUGUUCGAGCUCGACAUGCAUAGCAUUGGUGGCAGGGAUCCAUUCCUGGAGCUAUGGAACUACGAGGAGGGGCGGAAGGCGGGCACGAGGGAGGUGAUUCAGCAAGUUAUCAAGCUGUACAAGGCGACCAAGAGAAGGCGCUGAUGGCUUGGCCGCCACUUGGUUCUUCAUCAACCUACCUUUGACCUCAAUGGAUAUGGUAUGGAACACACAUAUAUAUACAUGAACCAAAUGCAGUACUGCAUAUAUAUACAUGAACCUAAUGCAGUACUACAUAUAUUUUGGAGCUAGGGCUUUGAGACAGUGAAGUUUGUUACUGGAUAUUAGCUGGAGAUAUAUUUUGCAGCCCUCUGAACUUAUGACUACUAGUAUUAUGGGCCUCUGUGCUUUUAUGUCCAUUUGACUGGUUAUGUGACUGAUAGUCUGUGUAUUCUACUUGCCAAACUUAAUUUAUGGCCAGUCUGGGCUGACCUAAUAUCUACUACAGCUGAGAUGGACCGACAUGUUCUAAA